AUAUUUAUGACGUAGCUCGUGCAGACGCCGCCAUGGAUGGUAAACAUGGCGCCGACACAACAGCGACAGAUGCAAGCUUCGGAUUUCAUUAUAUCUGGUGCUUUCGCGCCUUGUUGGCAACAAAUACGCUCCUGAAAGUUUGUUUUCUAUUUGUUUGUUUUGAAUAUACGUCGUCAACUUUAAAGAGUCUGACGUGCGACAUUACAGUCUGACGGUUGUCUCCUCCGCACAUUCCCUGCUGUCUGUACACAACUGGGCUCCAGACGAGAAAGAACACUCAAAUCCACCCGAUCACCCCACCCCACUCAUACCCACCUUCCACCCGCAUGGGGGCGCUCUUGAAUUUAUUCAGGAGGUCCUCCCAGACUCAGAUUGAGACCCGCUCUGCGCCGCGGUUAUCGCUGUGGAGGACGAACAGCGGGGUCACGGGCAGUGGGCCGGGCAACCUCACCAUCGCGCAGCGCAGCAUCAUCGCCAGGACCUGGCCCAAGAUCUACAUCGACAUCCCCGGCAACGGCGCCAGCGUCAUGUUGCGACUGAUAAAUGUGCAGAGCGAUGUCAAGAUGCUCUUCAACUUCCGCAACAAGACCGAGUCGGACAUGAUCCUGGACAGGGGCUUUUACACUCACUCUUGUCGCUUCAUACAGGCUGUGAUGGCUGUUAUUGAGAACAUCGACUUUCUGGAGGAAGCCAUUGUCCCCCUUUUUCUCCGCCUCGGCAGGAAACAUGUGGCUGUGCCCGAUUUUGAGGUUAAAUACUUCAAAAUGCUUCCCGACGCCUAUUGUUUCGUGUGGGAGAGUCAAGUGACCGAGCGAUUCACUGAGCCCAUAGAGAGGGCCUGGCGGGUGAUCUUCGACUUCAUCGUCAACCUGAUGGUAGACGGCUACGAGAUAGAGUCGGGACUCCGCCAAAGAGCCCUUUCACUGCGCAAGAUUGCCGUAAAGCCCGAAGAUUUGUUGUCCUCUCAGUCCAUCGAGACGGGCGUCGGCUACGAGUCACAGGAGAAGGACAACGAGUCACAGGAGAAGGACAAGUCACAGGAGAAGGACAAGUCACAGGAGGAGGACAAAAAGUCACAGGAGAAGGACCCCGCCCAGGGUACCUCCAAGUCCAUUGAGCCUAUUAUAGCGACGUUUCCAGAAACCGUUCCUGAGGUCCACACUGAAGCUCAGUCCGACGUUCCAGCCUCCUCACCCAAUGUCCCCGUGGAAACCACACAUGACAAAGAGUCGACCAGCGCUUCGCAGUCGGAGGUCAGACUCGUUAAUGAAAACGCUGGAGAGGCUUAGGAGACUCAAAGAUCACAGGAAAGGGAGGUGACUGUCUCUUUUACCAUGAUUUUCGUCAGGAAGAAAGAUUGCUAGACACAAUCAGACACAACCUUUUCUGCGAUGUGUUUGUCUCUCCCACUCCCUCCAGCUCUCCUUCUCACUCCCUCUGCCGACAUCCCAUCCCCCUAUUAUUGUACGGUCGGUGGGUUAGUCGGAGUGUUAGAAUGGACAUACACCAGUUGUAGCGAUAAUAAGUAGUGCUCACCUACAAGUAUGAUUCUGAUAUGAGAUGAAUGAUUCUAAAAAUAAAUUCGCGUUUUCGUGUUGA
Messenger RNA from Pomacea canaliculata, 1599 nucleotides. RefSeq lists its product as uncharacterized. The record is from RefSeq and is a predicted model, not a curated record. The transcript is spliced from 3 exons. Gene Ontology annotation, molecular function: heme binding; oxygen binding. NCBI's taxonomy places the organism in Eukaryota, Metazoa, Mollusca, Gastropoda, Architaenioglossa, Ampullariidae. Bases 327 to 1289 code for a protein of 320 amino acids.